AUGGUACGUGACAACGAGCAGAUGCCGAACACAGAAAAAAUGCUGCGUCUUCGUCAAUGCUUAAAAGGCGAAGCUGCACGAGUAAUACAGCAUCUACAAAUUUCACAAAAAAAUUAUGAAGCUGCAUGGAGUCUACUUAAGAAAAAGUAUGACAAUCAGCGAAUUCUGUUCAUAAUACCCAAAUUAUCUACAACUGCGACGAAACUAACUAAUGCAGUGCAAAAGAUAGAAGACGAGAAACUAAUAACAGUUCGAUUACUCCCUCUAUAUUCUGUUAAAGAAAAAACAACAGAAAUAAUAGAGGAAGAUAAAAAGGAAAAUGAAAUUGAAGAAGAAUUCUUUGCAGAAUUACAUGAACCUUCAAAAACUGAGGAGUCUCUGAAUCUCAUAUCUCUUCCGGCAGGCUCACAUUUUGGAGAAAUGUGGGAAAGUGAAGUCCAGACGAAAUCGAUUGAAUAUAAGGACGAAGCUGAUCAUAUUGUGGAAGAUGAUGCUAAAGCGCAUGAGAAGGAAGAGGAAAUUAAAAUUUUACACAAACAAACAUUGCCGAAAGUAGCAAGAGAAACAAUACAGAAGGAAGAUAAUGAAAUUGUUCAAAUCGAAGAAACGGAUUCAGUGAAGACAUUGGGGUUGCAAUUGGAACCAAAACGUGACCUCUUUAAGUUUAAAGCAGCACCUCAACAGAUGGAAAAAAGUACAAAAACGGUUGCAGCUUUGAAGGACACAAGAACAUCCAAGGAUGGAUCCAGCAGCAGUAAGGACGAACGCAAAUGCAGCAAGUCUGAUGACGAUAAAUCCAAGAAAAAAGAUGAGAAGUCCGGCGACAAAAUGGAUGAAGACAUUAGUAAACAAAAAUCAUCUUCAAACAAGAUUUCGCAGAAGGAUGACAAAAAAAAGUCUUCAGUGAAUACAUCUACAAAAUCGUCGUCCACAGGAAAGCAGACAACACCUUCACGUAAUCUUUGGGUAUCCGGGUUACCUUCAUUAACGAGAGCCAGUGAUCUGAAAACCAUAUUUUCUAAAUAUGGAAAAGUUAUCGGAGCCAAGGUGGUCACCAACACCCGAACUCUGGGUACACGUUGUUAUGGCUACGUAACAAUGUCAUCAUCGCCGGAUGCCAGUCAUUGCUUUGAACAUUUGCAUCAUACCGAAAUAUCAGUAGAGCGCACUAAAGACGAAAUCGGCAGCUCAACAAGUGUCGCCAAAACACGUGCGGAUAUAACAAAAAAAGAUGAAGACAAGAAGAUACGAGACACAACUUCUAAGACGAGAGACGACAAACGUAAAACUAUUGAUACAAAGAAGGACCAAAUGUUAUAA
Molecule: messenger RNA, 1320 nt
Organism: Bactrocera tryoni
Lineage: Eukaryota; Metazoa; Arthropoda; Insecta; Diptera; Tephritidae
Product: SAFB-like transcription modulator
Exons: 1
Coding region: 1-1320 (439 amino acids)
Biological process (GO): regulation of mRNA processing; regulation of transcription by RNA polymerase II
Cellular component (GO): nucleus
Molecular function (GO): sequence-specific DNA binding; RNA binding
Source: RefSeq, a predicted model, not a curated record